UAACGUAAAUAAUAAACAUAAUAUUGUUAAUAUUAUAUUAUUAGUCAUUAGAUACGUAUGAACUAUGAAGCCUUUACUCAUUACUUUAUUGUAAGAAAACUUAAUAUUCCUAGAAUCGUUACAAACAUGAGUUCCGGAUUUGUUUCUGAAACAGAGCUUGCAGAACGACGCAGAAUCCGUCAAGAAGAAUGGGACAAAGUUAGAACGGCUGAACAGCCUUUGGUGGUGCCUGAAGAAGAAUAUGAUCACCGAUCAUUGUUUGAUAGACUUGAAGAACAGCGCAGAAAAAAAGAAUACGAAUAUGAAGAAACUCAUAAGCUCAAAAACAUGAUAAGAGGUCUGGACGAUGAUGAAGUAGGAUUUCUUGAAUUGGUUGAUAAAACAAAAAUGGAUGAAGAAAGACGUCAGCUAAUCGAGGAGGCCAGACAGAUUGAAGAAUAUCGUUCAAAAGUAUCAAAUCUACAGUGUGAAACUACAGUUUCUCCAUUAAUGGCCCCUAUUUCUAAACCACAGACUUUGAAUAGUAGUGUGUAA
Molecule: messenger RNA, 534 nt
Organism: Diuraphis noxia (Russian wheat aphid)
Lineage: Eukaryota; Metazoa; Arthropoda; Insecta; Hemiptera; Aphididae
Product: PSME3-interacting protein
Cellular component (GO): nucleus
Source: RefSeq, a predicted model, not a curated record